Messenger RNA from Clupea harengus (Atlantic herring), 1141 nucleotides. RefSeq lists its product as uncharacterized. NCBI's taxonomy places the organism in Eukaryota, Metazoa, Chordata, Actinopteri, Clupeiformes, Clupeidae. The record is from RefSeq and is a predicted model, not a curated record. The transcript has a single exon. The coding region runs from base 350 to 1021 and encodes 223 amino acids.
UCGUGAUUAUCUGGUUCAUAUAGAUACUAUUGCAAUACCACCCCACUCCAUCAGGAGGUACAGUUAACCCUGGAGGUCAAGACAUUGACAGUAGAUUAAGCAGAUACCUAACCUGAGUGAUGUACGUUAUCUACAACCUCUGCGAGUUCUUAUAUUAAAUACUGAACAUGAUCAUCUGGAUUGAAUCCUCAUUUAAUGGAAACUACGUUAUCACAUAUUGGCGACGAGGAUACUGGAUGGAGGAGAAAAGUGCCUGAUUAAAGUCGGAUGCGUCGGGAUGACCGCAGGUGGCAGACGGUAGGAACGUGCAAAGUGCUAUUGGACUGGAGGUAACGAGCAAAACGGAAAGAUGACUACGAUGAUGAUAGGCACCCUGUCAACUUUUGAUGCAAAAGAGCAGACUUGGGAAGAGUACUGCGAGGUUCUCGAUCAGUUUUUUGAAGCUAAUGGGAUCGAUGAUGGAGAGAAACAGAGGGCUAUCCUAAUCAGUGUGGUCGGUCCAGCAACGUACAAGCUCAUGAGAAACCUGGUGAGUCCAGAUAAGCCAUCUUCGAAAACAUUCGAUCAGUUAACACAAGUAAUGAAAGAGCACUUCAAUCCUAAACCAAGCGAGAUGGUGCAGAGAUAUGUGUUUGACUCGCGUUCACGUCAGCCUACGGAAUCUGUGAGUGCAUAUGUAGCGGAGCUCAGACGACUAGCUCAUGACUGUAACUUUGGCACUACACUGGAGCAAAGGUUAAGAGAUCGUCUUGUGUGCGGUAUGAAUGACGACCGGAUUCAAAGACGUCUGCUCUCCGAAAUAGACCUGACGUUUGAAAAAGCAUUUAAGAUAGCAGUAGCUGCAGAAACUGCAAGUAAAAAUGCCCAAGACCUACAAAAGGCGGCCGUAGCAUGUAACAGCAUGAAAACGGAGGGAAAAGAGACAAGAGGAGAAUGGAGAAACAAAGAGAGAGAUUGUUAUCGUUGUCACGGAAGGCACAGUGCAGUGUCAUUUUUGUGGGAGAGUAGGGCACAUCGCUAAGGCUUGUAGGAAUAAAAGUAAAGAUGAUGCCCGUCCCAGUGAAACCAAAGCACACAGAGCAGAGCGGCGCGCACGCCCUCAACCCCGUCCACACAGGUCACACAACGUGUGUGAGAGACA